AUGUCACUUGAGGUAGCUCUGGAUCCAGCACCUGAGCAUGUAGCAUAUGCAUUACUGGGCUGCUUCAUUAUCUUUUUCGGGCUAGUCAGCCUAUUUGUCAAGGAGAAGUUGUUUAUAUCCGAGGCAUUUGUAUCCACAGUAUUCGGAAUCAUCAUUGGACCCUAUGCUCUUGGGAUCUUUGAUCCAUUGUCUUGGAAGGAAUAUGAUACCGUAACGCUCGAGUUCACAAAGAUCGUGAUCGCUGUCCAGGUCAUGGCUGCUGGCGUUUCUUUACCAAGAUCCUAUAUGCUGAAGGAAAAGCGAUCCCUUGUCAUGAUGAUAGUUCCAUUGAUGAUCCUCAUGUGGCUUACUUCUGCAACCUUGAUGUGGCUCCUGAUCCCAGAUUUGAGCUUUAUCGAGUCCAUGAUAGUGGCAGCUUGUGUGACACCGACCGAUCCAGUUUUAUCAAAUUCAGUGGUGAAGGGACGUUUUGCAGAGAAAUAUGUACCACCCAGGAUCCGACAUUUAUUAUCAGCAGAAUCGGGAAUGAAUGAUGGAAUGGCCUUACCGUUUUUAUACCUCGGGUUGUUUUUACUUCGGGAACAAAAUGUGGGAAUGGCGCUAGGGAAAUGGGUCUAUAUGAUUUGGCUCUACCAAAUCUUGUUGAGUGUCACCUUGGGGGGAUUGAUUGGGGCUGGGGCCCGAAAGUUGGUCAAAGGAGCCAAGAACAGGAACUUGAUCGAUAAGGAGUCCUUCUUGGUCUUUUCCAUUGCUUUGGCUUUGGCUGUCGCAGGGUGUGUGAGUAUCCUAGCAUCGGAUGAUCUGUUGGCAGUCUUUGUUGCAGGAAAUGUCUUUGCAUGGGAUGAUUGGUUCUCGAACGAAAUUGCAGAAGCUCAUAUCCAGGAGAUCAUUGAUAUGUUACUCAACUUGGCGUGUUUUAUCUACAUUGGCGCAUCUGUCCCGUUUUCACAGUUUCAUGAUCUGAUGUUGGAACUCUCUGUCUGGCGGUUGAUUGUUCUGGCGAUGCUGAUCCUAUCGCUUCGACGAAUGCCCUUUGUGGUGGCCAUGAAACGGUUCGUCCCUGCUUUGACCACCUAUCGGGAAGCGGCCUUUGCAGGAUGGUUUGGACCCAUUGGCGUAGGAGCCAUGUAUCUCUCCAAGGUCACAGCCCAGGUGACGAACCCUGAAAAGCUGGGCGAGAAUGCUUUUAACCUCGACCGUCUGUUACGCGUUCGUUCUGUGAUCUUCCCUAUCGUCAUGUUUUUAAUCUUCUCAAGUGUGUUGAUCCAUGGAGUGACAGUCCCGUUG
Messenger RNA from Lobosporangium transversale, 1287 nucleotides. RefSeq names its product Cation/H+ exchanger. Lineage: Eukaryota; Fungi; Mortierellomycota; Mortierellomycetes; Mortierellales; Mortierellaceae. Gene Ontology annotation, cellular component: plasma membrane. Gene Ontology annotation, molecular function: sodium:proton antiporter activity. Gene Ontology annotation, biological process: regulation of membrane potential; proton export across plasma membrane; sodium ion export across plasma membrane. The record is from RefSeq and is a predicted model, not a curated record. The transcript has 5 exons. The annotation marks the transcript as partial.